AUGUCUGACGAAAAGAAACAAAACCCAUUUGAGGCCAUGGGCCUUGCCCCAGAGGAAGCAGAUAUUCCUCCAGCCUAUACACCUCCAGGACCCUCAUCCCAACAAGAACAAGAACAAGAACAUGUACCCUCAACAUCAGCCCCAAAAAAAGCCACAGGGUCAUCUUCAUCAACCAAAAAACCAAUCGCAAUCCCAGCUAUAACAUCCGCCUUCGAUUCUCCCUUCAUUCGCGCCUAUGCACCAAUCCUCAAAUCCCACAACUUUCCCAAGGAAUCCUUCCUAACAUUCCUCGAUCAACUGAACAAAGACAUCUCAAGCAGUCCACCCCUGCAAGUCCUAGAUGCAACAGGCGGGAUUCUAAGCUCCGUCCCGAUCCUAUUCCCCCUACACUGGAUCGGGUCUGCCGUCAGCGGUCUGGCCAAUCUGGGAAGCCAGGGUGUUUCCAAGAGCCGCACAGACUCAUCUAUCAAGACUGCCAACAAGGAUAUCUUUGGUCCGCGUGGGUUAAAGGUUGGAAUUGCCAAGCUGGAUGCUUUGGCGCAUCUUGCUGGUAUUCCUAUUUUGGAUUCGCAGGGCAAGAUUAAUCGCCAAGCACCGCUUUUGUUGCAGCUUCAGAAUGCUGCUGGUGUUGUUGGUCAGGGUCAAAGUGAUGAUGGGUCUCAACAGCAACAGCAGGAUGUCGAUGUUUGCCAGCGACGUAUUCAGGCUUUGGGUCCUUGGAUUGCUGAGCUUGAGUUUGAUAUCUUGCCUUGGUCUUCUAAGUCUAGGUUGACAAGGUUUAAUGCUGCUUUGAAGAAGAGUAAUGCCUCUAGGGUUCCGGAAGAAGAUCUCGGGAGGAGGCAGAGGGAUAGGAGGGAUGCUUUUUCAAAUGAGGAAAAGACUGAGGACGAGGUGCCUUUUCGUAAGGGACUUUGGCUUGUUAUUCGAGAAGUUGAGAAGGAGAGCUCUUGA
This is a messenger RNA of Penicillium antarcticum, 951 nucleotides long. RefSeq lists its product as uncharacterized. The record is from RefSeq and is a predicted model, not a curated record. The transcript has a single exon. The coding region runs from base 1 to 951 and encodes 316 amino acids. NCBI's taxonomy places the organism in Eukaryota, Fungi, Ascomycota, Eurotiomycetes, Eurotiales, Aspergillaceae.